AUGAAUGAUUGCAGUUCGACCGAGGAGAAGGGGGGCAAAAAUGCAAGCGAAGGGAAAGGAGAAGAAGGAGAAGAAGAAGAAGAAGCCUCGUGCAAGCGAGGAGAGGGAGAGGCGGAGGAAAAGAAAAGAAAAGCCCUAGAAGGCUGGCCGGCGAUUCUGCUUAUAGAAGCUUGCUGGAAGAACAGUCCUUGGUCACUGGUACAUGGCUGGCAGCCCGGUGGAUGUGCCUGGGCCCGGAGUACCAGCGUACCAGACACUCUGGCACUCUGUACGGAGUACAUCAGACCAAGAUACUCUGUACAUCGCGGUGGCAGCCAUGAUGAUGAUGGCCAACAACAGGCACAACGGGUGAAACAGCCCUCCUCUUGUGCUGAGCCGGUGGAGCAUGCUAAGCGGAUCCGUCGAGGAGCCAUUGUCCAAGGAGAAGAGGAGGAAGACGAAGAGGGAGUCUCUUUGCCUUCCACAAGCGCAGAGGGUGCGUGA
This is a messenger RNA of Trichophyton verrucosum HKI 0517, 483 nucleotides long. RefSeq lists its product as uncharacterized. The record is from RefSeq and is a predicted model, not a curated record. The transcript has 2 exons. The coding region runs from base 1 to 483 and encodes 160 amino acids. NCBI's taxonomy places the organism in Eukaryota, Fungi, Ascomycota, Eurotiomycetes, Onygenales, Arthrodermataceae.